Molecule: messenger RNA, 1462 nt
Organism: Synchiropus splendidus (mandarinfish)
Lineage: Eukaryota; Metazoa; Chordata; Actinopteri; Syngnathiformes; Callionymidae
Product: tumor necrosis factor ligand superfamily member 15-like
Exons: 2
Coding region: 236-667 (143 amino acids)
Biological process (GO): immune response
Cellular component (GO): membrane
Molecular function (GO): tumor necrosis factor receptor binding
Source: RefSeq, a predicted model, not a curated record
CUUCAGAUUUAUUGUGCCUUUGAUACUGACUGGAGAAUUGUUUGAAUUCCUUUCCAUCUCACAAAGCUUCACACGCUGAACAGAGUUGCAGCAUCAUGAACAUGGCUAUUACUUCUUGUCUUGGCAGAAACCAACCCAGAGUGGCUCACUGGGUCACGGCUCUCUCACAGAUGCUGGGGCCACGCAGCAGCAGCAGCAGACGGGUGAAGCAGAAGCCUCGGAGCAUCCAAGAGCCAUGCUGACAGCGCCGUUUUCGGGCAACAUCUCCAUUGGGAAACGUCUCUUGUGGGAGAGUGACAUGGGGCAAGCGUUCUGUGAAGGCGGCCUCAACUACUCUGACGGCUACCUGUGGGUUCCCGAGGAGGGCUACUACAACCUCAUGCUGCAGAUCACCUACAAGCACACCAAGGAAACCAGCGCCAGCCAGAUCUACCACCUGUCUUACACGGCGUGGGUCAUAUCUGGAGACUACAAGAAAAACGUCCCGCUCAUGACCGUGCAGGACUCCAUGAAUGGCAGCAUGAAGGCCUGGUCCAAGUCCCUCCACGUCAGCAGACUUCUGCACUUGGCGGCCGACAGCAAACUGAUGGUGACUUCCUCACACACUUCUCUGAUUGGUCUGAACGAAGACGAGACGUUCUUUGGUGUGGAGCGGAGUCCGCGGUGAACCGGCUUCACACUAGGGGUGGGAGAUAACGUGUCGCACGCCAUAUACUCUUUUGCAGUCGGCCCGCCCCAUUAUUUGAGAAGGACUCCUUUAUGCUAACGUGGCUCAGCGAUGGACGCUAGCUGUCACGACAGCGGUGCCAAUGACUGCAGUGCAAAGCGUGACAUCAUCUGGAUGCAGCGCCACUGACACUACAAAAUGUCCUGCUGAUGGUACCAACAAAUUUGACCCUAAGAAUCAUAUUUGGGAAGCCAGUGCCGCCGCCUCACAUGCCGAGACGGUGCUGAGAAAGUAGCAAGAGAGAACAGCCAGUCCUUCAUUCUGUCGUAAAAUGAAGAGGAAAAAAAAGUGUGAUGGCUUCAGAGGGAGGCGUUUGUUGAUGCAGUCAUGAAGAUUGUUGUUGUGACACGCCCGCAGGACUGGAGGGAAAAGAUCUGUGCCUCACUCUAAGUGAAAGCAUCCAUAAAGGCUGAGUCACCAACAACAAAGACCUCACCCUAACCCACGUUCAUCUCACCGUUGUAAAGCAGCGCGAUAAAGAAGUGAUGUCAUGUGACGAGCAACAGCAGCUCGGCUCUCUUGGCUCCUCCACUUCUAAACAAUGAGCAUCCUGAAUUCAUGAAUGAGCUCAAACGUACAGCAGCGUCUCUCGAGUGCUGAGCCGCGAGUGAGGAGGCCUUCGCAGCACCAUCAACUCCUGUGACUAAAGGGGUCGGGACAACAGGGCGCCUUCGCUUCUAGCUUUUCUACUUGUCAGUGUUAUUUUUCACUUGACUAUUAAAGUUUGCAGAUUGA